Antrostomus carolinensis (chuck-will's-widow) is the source of this 1718-nucleotide messenger RNA. RefSeq names its product capping actin protein of muscle Z-line subunit alpha 2 (gene CAPZA2). The record is from RefSeq and is a predicted model, not a curated record. The transcript is spliced from 9 exons. NCBI's taxonomy places the organism in Eukaryota, Metazoa, Chordata, Aves, Caprimulgiformes, Caprimulgidae. Gene Ontology annotation, biological process: barbed-end actin filament capping; actin cytoskeleton organization. Gene Ontology annotation, molecular function: actin filament binding. The annotation marks the transcript as partial. Gene Ontology annotation, cellular component: cortical cytoskeleton; F-actin capping protein complex.
GAAGGAAUACAAGUUAUAUACAACCACAUAAUUGUUUCUGUGUUUAAGGUGCGUAUAGCAGCGAAAUUCAUAAUUCAUGCUCCUCCUGGGGAAUUCAAUGAGGUGUUCAAUGAUGUUCGGUUGCUGCUUAAUAACGACAAUCUUCUCAGGGAAGGAGCAGCCCAUGCAUUUGCACAGUACAACUUGGACCAGUUUACUCCAGUAAAAAUUGACGGUUAUGAUGAACAGGUUUUGAUAACAGAACAUGGUGAUUUGGGAAAUGGAAAAUUUUUGGAUCCCAAGAACAAAAUUUCUUUUAAAUUUGAUCACUUAAGAAAGGAAGCUACUGAUCCUAGACCCCACGAAGUUGAAAAUGCCAUAGAAUCCUGGAGAAAUUCAGUUGAAACAGCAAUGAAAGCAUAUGUGAAAGAACACUACCCAAAUGGUGUCUGCACAGUGUAUGGUAAAACAAUUGAUGGACAGCAGACCAUUAUUGCAUGCAUAGAGAGCCAUCAGUUUCAAGCAAAAAAUUUUUGGAAUGGCCGUUGGAGGUCAGAAUGGAAGUUUACAAUCACCCCUUCAACCACUCAAGUGGCUGGCAUCUUGAAAAUUCAGGUCCAUUAUUAUGAAGAUGGUAAUGUUCAGCUGGUGAGCCAUAAAGACAUACAAGAUUCUCUAACAGUGUCUAAUGAAGCCCAGACAGCAAAGGAAUUUAUAAAAAUCGUAGAGGCUGCAGAAAAUGAGUAUCAGACUGCUAUCAGUGAGAAUUAUCAGACUAUGUCGGACACUACUUUCAAGGCCUUACGUCGACAAUUGCCAGUUACCCGCACCAAGAUUGACUGGAACAAGAUCCUUAGCUAUAAGAUUGGAAAAGAGAUGCAGAAUGCUUAAAGUGAACGUUGCAUGACUGGAUCAUUUUAGUAUCCUUGUAUACAAAUAAAAAUUAUUACAAAAAAUAUUUGGAACUGUCAAAUCACCCAGUCAGCAUGGGCUUUCGCCAUUGAAAAUCACUGUAAGUAGUUUGGUUAGAGCACAAAGCUUAGCUAAUUGACUUUUUUCCUUUUUUUCUUUCUUUUCAGAGGGUUGCAACUUCAGUAUAGCUGAGUAUCUUCCUUUAGAGUUUCUGUUGUACCUUUAUUUUUUAUAAUGAAGAGACCAUGCCUUUAGUUUUCAAUUACACAUUAAGAACAGUUGGAAAAAUAUUUUUGCAUAUGAUAACCCUUUCUCUUGCUUUCAUGUGAAAUGGAUAACUUCCAAAACUUGCUGGAUUCCUUGUUGAGAUCAGUAAUGUGCAUUUCUAUGUCAAGGUCAACAUGGAGUUACCCAUAGGUGCUGGUUUUGAAAUCAUCUAUCCUUUCAUUGUAUGUAAAAUUGGGAAAAGCGUUUUCUAGAUCAUUUAAACCUUUCAGAAUACUUAAUUAGCUAGCUCCAUGGUAACUAGUUUUUUUUAAAAAAGAAAAGGCCAAGGUCUAACUCUGUUUUAAGAUUUUGAAAUUAAAUAAAAGUACUUAUUUCAGAAAUGCAUUUAAUGCUUUGUUCCUGACAAUUACUUAAAUGAAUUCAAACUCCAUCUGCCCUUGAGUUUUUUUAUCCUAAAGCCACAAAUGUAUUAUAACAAGGCAUAUUGUAAUAUAUAUAAUCCUGUGCUCAUUAAUAUGUCUGUCAGUUUAUUUUUUUUUUUUCUUGGAUUGAAAUGUACUAAAAUUCAAUGUGACAUUAAAAUGCAAAUUUUCUAUUUA